AUAUGCUGACAGACAGCUAAGUCUUUCUUUUUAGAAUAAAAAAAGAACCAGAAAGUCCCUAUCUUCUUCAUCUUUUUCCUCCUCACCUUUAUUACCGUUAUACGUUAUACUUAACCCCCUUCUGCAACUCCCCUUUACAUUCUUCAAGUAAGGCACCACAAAAAACAUUAUAUUAUAAUUUAUAACCACAUAAUAUUACAAUUAUACGGUACAUCACCCAUGCUCAUGGCGUUCUCUAAAUUUUAUUUUCUUCUCUGUUUCUUCUUCCUUCAUCAUUUCUACUUAACCAGUUCGGAGUCUUUUAUCGGCGUUAACUACGGCUUACUAGCCGACAAUCUCCCGCCGCCGACAGCCACCGCUAAGCUUCUACAGUCAACGGCAAUUCAGAAAGUUCGGCUCUACGGAGCCGAUCCUGCUGUGCUCAAAGCUCUCGCCAAUACCGGAAUCGGCAUCGUCAUCGGAGCAGCCAACGGCGAUAUUCCGGCGUUGGCUUCCGAUCCCAAUGCUGCAACUCAAUGGAUCAAUGCUAAUGUUUUGCCAUACUACCCCGCCAGUAAUAUCAUUCUCAUCACCAUUGGUAACGAGGUGGUGCUCUCCGGCGAUCAGAAUUUGAUCUCUCAGUUAUUGCCGGCGAUGAAAAAUAUGGCGAAUGCGAUCAACGGAGCUUCGCUUGGAGGGAAAAUUAAGGUGUCGACGGUGCAUUCUAUGGCUGUGUUGUCUCAGUCCGACCCGCCGUCUUCCGGGUUGUUUAACCCGGCUUAUCAGGAUACCAUGAGAGGGUUACUUCAGUUUCAAAGAGAUAAUGGGUCGCCUCUUGCUAUUAAUCCUUACCCGUUUUUCGCUUACCAGAGUGACCCCAGAGCUGAAACGCUGGCGUUUUGCUUGUUCCAGCCGAACUCAGGACGAGUUGACUCGGGUAAUGGGAUUCUGUACACCAACAUGUUUGAUGCUCAGGUAGAUGGGGUGCGUGCUGCCUUGAACGCAUUGGGGUUCAAGGACAUCGAGAUCCUGGUUGCUGAGACUGGUUGGCCUUACCGCGGGGAUAGCAAUGAAGUUGGUCCUAGCAUUGAGAAUGCAAGAGCCUAUAAUGGCAAUUUGAUUGCUCAUCUUAGAUCAUUGGUUGGUACCCCACUAAUGCCAGGAAAAUCUGUAGACACAUAUCUCUUUGCAGUCUAUGAUGAGAAUUUGAAGCCAGGACCUUCCUCCGAAAGAGCAUUUGGCCUUUUCAAAACCGAUCUUUCGGUGACAUAUGAUGCCGGUCUUUCAAAGACUACUGUGACUCCAUCAAGCCCCAAAACGCCAACGGCUCCCUCAGGAAAACCGACGACAGGAGCAGGUUGGUGUAUGCCGAAAUCUGGUGUUCCUGAUGCUCAGUUGCAGGCAAGUCUAGACUAUGCUUGCGGUCAAGGAAUAGAUUGCGGCCCAAUUAACCCAGGAGGCGCCUGUUUCGAACCGAAUACUUUAGCAUCACAUGCUGCUUAUGCUUUGAAUCUCUACUACCAACAGUCAGGCAAAAAUCCUUGGAAUUGCGAUUUCUCACAGACAGCUAUACUUACAUCAAAAAAUCCCAGUUAUAAUGGUUGUGUUUAUCCUGGUGGAAGUACAUGAAAAAACAACACGAUUUAUAUUUUCAGGAUAGAAUAUUAAAAAAAAAGUUAGAGUAGCUAAAUAAAUUAUAGUGCAUUUUAAUGGGUUUUAUUUAAAGCUGUAAUUGUAAAUUAUCCCUUCUGAUUUGGAAGCAUUGGUGUUGAUCUCUUUUCUUC
Messenger RNA from Mercurialis annua (annual mercury), 1763 nucleotides. Its product is annotated as glucan endo-1,3-beta-glucosidase 7. Gene Ontology annotation, cellular component: plasma membrane. Lineage: Eukaryota; Viridiplantae; Streptophyta; Magnoliopsida; Malpighiales; Euphorbiaceae. Gene Ontology annotation, molecular function: hydrolase activity, hydrolyzing O-glycosyl compounds. The coding region runs from base 220 to 1608 and encodes 462 amino acids. Gene Ontology annotation, biological process: carbohydrate metabolic process. The record is from RefSeq and is a predicted model, not a curated record. The transcript has 5 exons.